Molecule: messenger RNA, 4044 nt
Organism: Gasterosteus aculeatus aculeatus (three-spined stickleback)
Lineage: Eukaryota; Metazoa; Chordata; Actinopteri; Perciformes; Gasterosteidae
Product: electrogenic sodium bicarbonate cotransporter 1
Biological process (GO): bicarbonate transport; monoatomic anion transport; transmembrane transport
Cellular component (GO): basolateral plasma membrane; plasma membrane
Molecular function (GO): sodium:bicarbonate symporter activity; solute:inorganic anion antiporter activity; monoatomic anion transmembrane transporter activity
Source: RefSeq, a predicted model, not a curated record
GGCCCCCGAGCUGUUGGAAGCCGCCGACUCGUCCACCCUCAACGCGCACCCGGAGGCCGGGGACGAGCAGAGCAAGAGACAAACGGCGGGUACACGCGGCGCGCACCGCCAGGGGUUCCACGACUGCGUUUUCUCCGGGCCUCGCGCGAAGUCGAGCAUCAGCAGCCUCUCAACUCAUUCACUGAGGAGGUUUAUCUCACCAACCAGAAGAGAUGAGCAGCGGCAAGAAGAUGGAGGACGAGGCGGUGCUGGACCGGGGCGCGUCCUUACUCAAGCACCUCUGCGACGAGGAGGAGGUCGAGGGCCACCACACCGUCUACAUCGGCGUGCACGUGCCCAAGAGCUAUCGGCGGCGGCGGCGCCACCGCCGGAAAGCCGGCCAGAAGGACAGGAAGGAGCGGCUGACGGAGAACGCCUCUGACAAGUCGGACACCGAAAACAACGACGAGGCCAGCAACAGCAUCCUCAAACCCCUCGUCUCGCCGGCAGCCGAGAGGAUCCGCUUCAUCCUCGGCGAGGAGGACGACGGCCCGCCGCCGCCUCAGCUCUUCACGGAGUUGGACGAGCUGCUGUCGGUCGACGGACAGGAGAUGGAGUGGAAGGAGACGGCCAGGUGGAUCAAGUUCGAGGAGAAGGUGGAGAAAGGAGGCGAGCGCUGGAGUAAACCCCACGUGGCCACGCUGUCCUUGCACAGCCUCUUUGAGCUGAGGACGUGCAUCGAGAAAGGCACCAUCAUGCUCGACAUGGAGGCCUCCACCCUCCCGCAGGUUGUUGAGAUGAUCACCGACAACCAGAUAGAGAUCGGCCAGCUGAAAGCGGAGCUGAAGGACAAAGUGAUGUACACGUUGCUACGGCGACAUCGUCACCAGACCAAGAAGUCCAACCUGCGCUCGCUGGCCGACAUCGGCAAGACGGUCUCCAGUGCAAGUAGGCUGUUUUCCAACCAGGAGAACGCUCGUAGUCCUCUGGAGACCUCUGUGACUUGCCUGUCGGGUCACAUUUCAAUGGAGGACUUGCAGUCCCAGAGGAGUACCAGCAUGGACUGGCUCAAUAGUCCCACCACGGCUCACCGGAACCUGACCUCCAGCAGCCUGAACGACGUCUCCGACAAACCGGAGAAAGAACAGCUGAGGAACAAGUUCAUGAAGAAGUUGCCGAGAGACGCCGAGGCCUCCAACGUGCUGGUGGGGGAGGUGGAGUUCCUGGACGCGCCGUUCGUGGCGUUCGUGCGUCUGCAGCAAGCCGUGAUGCUGGGAGCGCUCACCGAGGUCCCCGUCCCCACCAGAUUUCUAUUCAUCUUGCUGGGACCCAAAGGCAAAGCCAAGUCGUACCACGAGAUCGGCAGAGCGAUCGCCACGCUGAUGUCGGAUGAGAUCUUUCACGACAUCGCGUACAAGGCCAGGGACAGACAGGACCUGCUGGCCGGCAUCGACGAGUUCCUCGACGAGGUCAUCGUGCUUCCCCCGGGCGAGUGGGACCCGGCCAUCAGGAUCGAGCCCCCCAAAUCCCUCCCCUCCUCGGACAAAAGGAAAAACAUGUACGCAGGAGACUCUCAGAUGAACGGAGAUAUGCCUCACGGUGGAGGUCAUGGAGGAGGAGGACAUGCUGCCGGGGACGAGCUAAAGAAGACGGGAAGGUUUUGCGGCGGUCUCCUGCUUGACAUCAAAAGGAAAGCGCCUUUCUUCGUCAGUGACUUCACCGACGCGUUUCACAUUCAGGCCUUGUCGGCCAUUUUGUUCAUCUACCUUGGAACCGUCACGAACGCCAUCACCUUCGGCGGUCUGCUGGGGGACGCUACGGAAAACAUGCAGGGCGUGUUGGAGAGCUUCAUGGGCACAGCGCUCACCGGCGUGGCGUUCUGCCUGAUGGGCGGCCAGCCCCUCAUCAUCCUCAGCAGCACCGGACCCGUCCUGGUGUUUGAGCGGCUGCUCUUCAAUUUCAGCAGAGACAACUCGUUGGACUACCUGGAGUUCCGCCUGUGGAUCGGCCUGUGGUCGGCGUUCUACUGCCUGAUGCUCGUGGCCACCGACGCCAGCUACCUGGUUCAGUACUUCACCCGCUUCACCGAGGAGGGCUUCUCCUGCCUCAUCAGCUUCAUCUUCAUCUACGAUGCCUUCAAGAAGAUGCUCAAACUGGCCCACCACUACCCCAUCAACGCCGACUUCAAGAUGGAGCACGUCACGCAGUACGACUGCCUCUGUAUGGCGCCGGCUGUUCUCGAGAACACGACGGACUUGGUCGACAAUCCACUGGACGGUUCUUCGCCCUGGUACCUGAACACCACUGAUCUGCCCAUGAACGCCACCUGGUCGUCCCUCUCAAAGUCGGACUGCUUGAAGUACAACGGCGAGCUGGUGGGGAAGGCCUGCGAGUUCAUCCCGGACAUCACCCUCAUGUCCUUCAUCCUGUUCUUCGGCACCUACACCUGCUCCAUGUGCCUGAAGAAGUUCAAGACCAGCCAGUUCUUCCCCACCAGCGUGAGGAAGCUCAUCAGCGACUUCGCCAUCAUCCUGGCCAUCCUCAUCUUCUGCGGCGUCGACAUGCUCGUCGGAGUCGAAACUCCCAAACUCAUCGUGCCGAGUGAAUUCAAGCCGACGAGUUCCAAGCGGGGCUGGUUUGUGCCCCCGUUCGGAGGGAACCCCUGGUGGGUUUACCUGGCGGCGUCCCUCCCCGCCCUGCUGGUCACCAUCCUGGUCUUCAUGGACCAACAGAUCACCGCCGUGAUCGUCAACAGGAAGGAGCACAUGCUGAAGAAAGGGGCCGGUUACCACCUGGACCUGCUCUGGGUGGCCAUUCUGCUCAUCAUCUGCUCCUUCAUGGGUCUGCCGUGGUACGUGGCCGCCACCGUCAUCUCCAUCGCCCACAUCGACAGCCUGAAGAUGGAGACGGAGACGUCGGCCCCCGGGGAGCAGCCCAAGUUCCUGGGUGUGAGAGAGCAGCGGCUCACCGGUGUCGUCGUGUUCAUCCUGACCGGACUCUCUGUACUCAUGGCUCCUAUUUUAAAGUUCAUCCCGAUGCCGGUGCUGUAUGGAGUCUUCCUCUACAUGGGAGUCGCCUCUCUCAAUGGAGUGCAGUUCAUGGAUCGUCUGAAGCUGCUUCUGAUGCCAGCGAAGCACCAGCCCGACCUGGUUUACCUGAGACACGUUCCCCUCAGGAAGGUCCACCUCUUCACCUUCAUCCAGAUCCUCUGCCUGGCCCUGCUGUGGGUCCUCAAGUCCACGGUGGCCGCCAUCGUGUUCCCCGUCAUGAUCCUCGCUCUGGUGGCCGUCAGAAAAGCGAUGGACUACAUGUUCUCGCAGUAUGAACUCGGCUUCCUGGACGACGUCAUCCCGGAGAAGGACAAGAAGAAGAAAGAGGACGAGAAGAAGAAGAAGAAAAAGCGAGGCAGCCUAGACAGCGAGGCUGAAGACUCCGACUAUCCUUACAGUGAAAAAGUUCCCAACAUUAAAAUCCCCAUGGACACGAUGGAGCAGGAGCCUUUCUUAGGCGAUAAGGCCUGUGACAGACAGAAGUCCCCAUCGUUGCUCGAACGACACACAUCGUGCUGAUCGCUACUACCAAGACAGCUGCUCGUCCAGCCUGGAGAUGAGUCCGCUCAGGUCCGUCCCGCAGAUCAGGAUCGACAUGGACCCCGACGACAACGACGACAACUCCUUCUACUGGAGGAGCCGGGGAUCCGAGACGUCUCUGUAGAGCCGCGCGAGGCGACAAAAUACCGUCUUUAACUCUCUGAAUAUGUCACAAGGAAAAGAAACACAACACGGAGUCACGUUUCUUAUAAUCGGGCUGUUUCUCCUCACGCUGUGGUCUCUUCCUCACAGGCAAACCGUCUCUCAUCUACACGCCUCACUGCUCCUUUUGUUUUCAUUCUUUGCAUCAUGAACAUGUAAACAAAUAUCGUCCGUGCUUUUUUUUUUUAUAUAGGGUGAUUUACUUAAAUAACAUUUUCCUGUAGCAGGAAUCUUUUUUUUUCUUUAGCUCUACCUCUCGUUUUAGAUUAAAAGCUUGUUGUGAACAAAUGCAGGAUGUUGAUUUUCGUUUUUU